AUUUAAAUCUCACUGAGCAAUCAUGUGGUAUUAACUUUCCUCAGCUCUUUGGUUCUUCUCCAUCAUAUUCUAACUUUACUUUGAUUUUAAGUCCUUAAGAAUACUAAAGGAAAUGGAAUUUGCUUUAGAAGUAGUAACGACAGUGCUUGAGUACUUUGGCUGGGACAGACACGAAAUCGAAGAGCUAUUCAAUCAAGAUCGAAGAUUAAGGAACCGAAGAAGAAGUAUCGUUCGACGAAUCGUCCGAGAGUUGUCACAUUAUAAUCUCAAAUUGUUUACGAAACGUAGCAUUGUUCGUGAGAUUGGAAGUCGACUGCCUUUGAAACCGUGUAGAAGACCGUAUUUCGAGCUAAGUCUAAACAGAAAUAAGCAAGAACUUUGUUCGGAGAUUGAAGGAAAUUCAUUAUCUCUAAUGAUGAUGGCAUCCUUAGCUGAUGUUGCCUGGAUAACAGACAGUGACAGUUCAUCAUCUGAAGCUGACCUUCCUGAUGAUGAUGAUGAUGAUGACGAGGGGGAGGAAGUAUUUCUCAGAGAACUUGAAAGCCCAUUCAGGGAACCGGAGCUAGAAGUAGUCCAGGACGAACCAGAAAAUGAUGAAAAAGACAACGCUCCAAAUAAGGAGGCCAUGCAAAAAAUUUCUGCUUUGGAGGAUGAACUUCAGAGGUUGAGAGCUCAGAUAGCGAUGAUGCUGGUUUCUGCUCCACAAAAUCAAGGGGCUCCAUCCACACCAAUGGGGGCAACUGCACCCCCUCCCCCUCCACCACCACCUCCACCCCCACCAACACCCAUGACGACCCCCCUGAAACCAGUUUCACAGAUCAUAAGAGAGAACAGGGCUAAAAGAUUAUCCCUUGCUCCAGGAAUGGGACCAGCUGAACAGUCAAGUGCAUGCACUUUGCCAAACAUGGCAGAUGUACUCAAGGGAUUAGGAAAAGUCAAACUCAGAACAGUCGAGAGGUCCCCUGGUGGUACUCCCCUAAGGAAGCCUCCUGCUCCUACAGAAGGAAAUGAUCCUGCCUCAAUCAUUGCACAAGCUCUCAAGAAAAAGUUUGCACACAGAAGAAGACUUGAAGCAAACUCUCCAGACACCAACAAAGAAAAUAACAGCCCUGGAUCGCCAUUUGGUACCCCACCCUCAAGCCCUAACAAAUCUGUUCCUUUUGGACCCCACAUGUUGAAAGCAACCAAUAAGAAACGGCGAUCAAGUACUGGAUUAACAAGAACCACAAAACCAAGUCCAUUGGUUAAAGUUUGCUGAUAGACAAAUUUUCUUAUAAUAACUUUUAACCAACAGUUAGACAUUCCAUCAACAAGUAUUCUUUAAAAUAGUUUUACUUUGAUUGUAGUCCCUAAUAAUCCAAACAAUGCAAAGAUUCUGUUUAUAGGUGUAUCCUGACUGAGUUGUUUUCACUUUUAAUUUGAUUUUUAUAUUUUCACAAAAUUUCUCAGUUACCAACAGGAGUGCUGCUUAGAGCCUGUUUUUUUAAAUGGAACAUAUCAGGUUUCAUUAUGAUGUAGCCUACUAGUAAUACCUGGACUGUAUAAAUUAUGUUCUUUAAGUGUUUGAAAAAACUUCAGCGAGCAUCUAAAUUUCAUGGUUUUACUGUUGGAAAAAGAUCUUAAAUUAAACUUAAUAGGUAUUGAAUACACAAAUGUCCAAGGUCCUGUUCAAUUACUGUAAAUAGUGUACAGUAAUUCUUAGAAGGAAUGUAUAUUACAAAGUGUAACAGAUGCCUUGUCUACAAUCAUGUUACAUGUCACAUAGUUUUCUGACAUUUUGUAAAUGCCUACUAAAUUCCCUUGCCUCAAGAGGAGGAAGUUGACUGAGAAUUCUCUGAUUGCCUGAUAAUCAAGCUAAAGUAAUUAUUGCAUUAAAUUAGCUGUUAAAUUCUUAAA
Pocillopora damicornis (cauliflower coral) is the source of this 1896-nucleotide messenger RNA. RefSeq names its product mitochondrial fission regulator 1. Gene Ontology annotation, biological process: aerobic respiration; mitochondrial fission. Gene Ontology annotation, cellular component: mitochondrion. The record is from RefSeq and is a predicted model, not a curated record. Lineage: Eukaryota; Metazoa; Cnidaria; Anthozoa; Scleractinia; Pocilloporidae.